AUGCUGGACUCCUCAGAGAAAUCAAGGUGGGGAUACUUGAACCCGGAGGAUCUAGCCAAAUUCAACAAGAGACUGCUGGAGCCAAAACCAGGUCAUUUCCCAGCAAGCCUAACAGUCGAUUUGCAAAUUAGGAUGACCUGGAUGUAUAUCACAUUUGCUGGAAUAGUUGAAUACGCGUCAGAUCAUCUGGAAACUUUGACUGAAACUGAGCUUCAAUUAUUGGAACUGGCUUCGCAACGAGUGAAAGAUAUGGACCAGUUAAUCACAAAAGUAUGGGAUAUGCAAGCAUAUGGUCACAUAUGGAUGGGUCAUUUUCAAGGGCCGAAGGCAGCAUUGAAUAGAUUCCCACCAGAAUUCUAUAAGGAAAUCUUGGAUCGAUGGUGUCGUCUGCGAAAAGAAGUGAAGGAAGACGACAUCCAAGGCGUGAGAUAUCUAGAUGAAUGGAUGCAAAAUUUCACAAGACGUUACAGAACCCCCAAAACGGAGAUGCAAUGCUUUGACGUAUGGACGGCUAUCCAUGACGCUGGUGAUGAGUGUCACAAAGGGGAGGUAGUAGAGGCGUGGCGAAACGCGAUUAAUCAGUUUCGGCACGAUAAAGUAAAAAUCGGAAAAAUAGAGGAUGCUAUUGACGGGAUCGCUGCAAGACUUUCGUCGGAGAAGUUAAUGAUAAAGGAUGAGGCUAGUAGAUGCGGUUGGAACAGCAAGCAUAGUUUCAUGGUAGAAAAGAAAAGGAUGUUUAUCCACAAUUCGCACCUAAUGGUUGACUUACAACUGCGUCUCAAAAUGCGUGCUCACGGGGAACAAAAGGAAUUUACUUUGAGUGAUUUAGAAGCUUUAGCUAAAUUACGGGAGGAUUCGAUAACAGCAGGUUUGGCCGAAAAAGCGCCGAUGGGGCUUUCCGGAAAUCCAAUCAACAUUUGGUUUGACGAAGUUAUGUUUUACCUACCAUAUGAGCGAAUAUGCUCAGGGUUUAUAUUCAACUGGAUCCUAUAUUGUACAAAACUGGAUCAUAUUGAGUUUUCAAUCAUGUUUUGUAUGAGUUUUGGUAUUGUGGAGGAGGACACUAGGAAUUGGUUCACCGAUGACACAAGAAAGAAAAUCCCUUUAUUCAUUACCGAACUCAAAGGUUUCGUGAAGAGAAGGCGCAUGAAAAAGAAGAAGGGGAAGGGAGCUGCGGAGAAAGCUCUGUCAUUGGUUAGUGGUCAGAAUUCGAAUGGGGGGAAGGAGAAUAAUGAAGCACCAGAGGAGCUCGAGGUUUUGAGGAAUGACGAGCAAAAAGUGGAUGCAAUAAGCGAUCCCGGAAGAUCAGAUAACUCGGCUAGGGGAGCAAGCGAAGAUUCAGAAGCGAAGAAGGAAAAUUAUAAAGAUAUCACGGCUAAAGAUUACAAUGAGCCUGAGGAUACCGAGAAUAUUAUUGCUCAGACCUCCGGAGUGUUGAAAAAGAAACAGAUCUUGAGCAGGAUGAUGAGACCUCGGCAGAAAAUUAAUGGUUGUUUAAGGUCUCUAGAGGAGGAUAGUCAAUCUGAAAAUGGGGAUGGUGGUAGCACUAAUGCUAGCUCUCCUCCAAUAUCAGAAGAUAACUUUGAUCCUAUCUUGAAAUUAGAGACUGUCAUUGUUCAAGAGGGCUUGAACGAGGAGAUGAUCAGCAAAGGAUGCUCUCCCAUAAAGGGAGUUCAGCAUUUACCCAUAAAUCAUGAACAGGAAGAGAAUUAUCCACCUCUAGGGAGUGGGGAUAAUCCCCCAAUUGGAAGGAAAAGGCAAGAUGAUGGAGAAGGGGGGGGAGUAUUGGACCUAAUACCCGUGAAAGGAAUUGUGGAUCCAACACCUGUGAAAGAAGACGAUAUUCAACCUCUAUCACCAACGGGGACCGAUCACAAAGAACCCGAGACUGACAAUGCUAGUUGUAGCAAGGUUGUUGAUCAAGGGGAGACAAAGAUUCCGGAUGCCUCUGUAUCAGAAACGAACGGAGGUGACAUUUCCGGUGUGAGCCUGGGACAUCCAAUCGACUCAGCCAAUGAAGCACCUAAAUAUCUCUCCAAAGAAUCUGAGACUGACUAUGCUAGUUGUAGCAAGGUUGUUGAUCAAGGGGAGACAAAGAUUCCGGAUGCCUCUGUAUCAGAUACAAACGGAGAUGAAAUUUCCGGUGUGAGCCUAGAAUAUCCAACCUACUCAGCCAAUGAAGCACCCAAAAAUCUCUCCGGUGUUGGAACACCGAAAAAUAUCUAUGGUACUGGGAUGAUAGACGGAGUGCGAGAAGCUAGUCCAUCGUCGCCUGAAGAAAAGGACCAUAAAACGCCCGAUAUAAACAUAACCGAGGUCAAAACCAUAACACGUUCGGAGAUUAUGAGCGACCCUAUUGAUGUCGUGGAGUGUCGAGAAAAAUCGUUCAAAGGCAAGGAGACGGAUAUGUUGUCUCCAAGCGAGGACAUCAUCCAGGAUGUCACUGCCGAGAGCGAUGGAAUGAAGGCAUCUUCCGAGAGAAUACUCUUAAAGGAUGCCGGGAGUGCCCCUCAGAACACUCACGAGAACGAACAAGAGUAUAUCGGGAUUGUCGCUCAGAACCCUCCUGAUCCAAGGCAGAGGGAAGAAGAAUAUUUUGGUUAUAUUAUUUUGAGUGAAGAUGACAAUAAACCCCCUGAAUCCAGAACAGUACCGUUUGAGAGUCAAUAUCCACUGACGGGUACGGAAGCCAAGACACCUUCUCCUCUCACACAAGAGCUAAUAUAA
Messenger RNA from Morchella sextelata, 2727 nucleotides. RefSeq lists its product as uncharacterized. The record is from RefSeq and is a predicted model, not a curated record. Lineage: Eukaryota; Fungi; Ascomycota; Pezizomycetes; Pezizales; Morchellaceae. The coding region runs from base 1 to 2727 and encodes 908 amino acids. The transcript has a single exon.